AUGCAUCUCCAAAAGUUUCUCGUCGUCACCUCCUCCCUAACUGUCGUUGGACUCUCGGCUCCAGUAGCUUCACAAGACCGAAAUUUCGAGAUCAUCGAGCGCAACGAACCUAACGCUCUAAUCCUCGCCCAACACGGCUCCGAAACGAACACUCACCACAUCUCAACAAUCCCCGAAAACGACGCAGUCGCAGCUACAGACAAAACAAUCGAACGAGCUCUCAGCCGCAAAAACACAUACAAACCUCUCGAAAUCCUCGUCCCAACAUCCACAACAAAGCAGAAGAAGCGCGGAGACGAAACCAUCGUCUGGGUUCCCCCACCACCAACUUCGAAGAUUCCCCUAGCACGCGGAGAUGCAACGGUAGUUUGGGUUCAACCUCCACCUACGCCUCAGAUUCCUGUGUAA
Molecule: messenger RNA, 408 nt
Organism: Botrytis deweyae
Lineage: Eukaryota; Fungi; Ascomycota; Leotiomycetes; Helotiales; Sclerotiniaceae
Exons: 2
Coding region: 1-408 (135 amino acids)
Source: RefSeq, a predicted model, not a curated record